CAAAGCUGUCAUAGCUCGAGGAGGGCUGGCUGCGACCACUCGUGCUAAGUGGUGACAUGCUGAGGCACCGGGGCUCCGUCUUACUUACUAUACUCACCUUCGUCUCACUAUCAUCAGAACAACUAAGUUAUUCCGAUGGCUGGGUACCCGUGUCACACGAUGCUAUUUACAAUCAAUUAAGAAGGGAGUCUACACAUUAUCCUGUUUACCUAACAACAAACCUUCCCAUUCAUCAUGAUUACUUGAAUUUGGUGGAAAACGAAAUUAAUUCACGAAGAGAAAUAAGAAAUUUCAUGGAAUCUACGGAAUUUAUUAAUGAGAAACCUGUUGAGAGUAUCACUGAAGUAACCUUAAAAGAGGUAGAUAAAACAGAAGAAAAUCGCAAGGAAUUUUCCAGAAAAGCUAAGAAAGUUCGGGAUCAUGACAGUGAUGUUAAUAUCGAUACAAUUUUGGCUAAAACUAAUAUUGAUACUGAAGUAAAACAUUCAAGUAAAGAUGAUCCUGUAAACGACAUUUUAAACAUUGCACCUGCUGCAAAAUCAUAUGAAGUAACUGAAAAUACAGAUAAAGAUUUGCUUUCAGAGGAUAAUACUACAACCGAAUAUGGAUAUGAAUAUAAACCACCUACAAACAAACCCCAAAAUUUAACUUCAACAUUUUACCAAAUCCUAUCCAAAUAUAACAUCAACACUGACGAUAACUUGCAAAAUUAUGACCUAUCUCUACGGAAUAAGGUUCAAAAUGCUCCAAAAGCUGCGUAUCGGAUUCCAGUACCGUAUAGAUAUAACAGUUUGGAUCAUCUGCCCGUGGAUCCAUUGCUGGCUGUUUUUCUAUCAAACUAUGGGUUCUACUUACCAAGUUUGUAUGGGAUCAAUGCUAAUUAUAAUAAUUUGUACGGCUAUCUGGCCUCUAAUAACAUUCAUAAUAACAAACCCUUCGGUUUGUAUAAAAUCUUCUCUGAUACUGAUUCAUGGAAUUAGAGUUUGAUGUUAUUAUUUUGUCAGUCUGAAUUCGUAUUAAUUAUCAACAUUAGUUGCUAUUUGUAAGUAUAAUUUAAUUAAGAGACUAUUUGUAAUUUUCUGAACACUACAGCAAAAUAUUAUUUGACGUUACCUGCCUGGUUCUUUAAAUUCAAUCAUUUUAAUAACUAAAAUAUGGAGCUUUAAGCAUUAACCAACUUUUAAUUACGAAAAAUAACUUCACAAUUAAGCUUUUAAACCCUUCACCAUAUUAAGAAUAACAAAAAUGGACAAAAGGACAUUUUUAAAAAAGCAAACGAAGUACCGCAUCAACUGCAUAAAGCUAGUCCAGCCAACAAUGAACGUUAUGUGGCAAAUCUUAAGAUUGUAAUUAGAUUGCGGGUCGGUUAAAUAAAGGCUGGAGCUUGGAGUUGUUCCAACAGCCACAGGCGUGACAGUUUCAUAGCGCGUUGUGAAAAGUUGCCUUUGUACAGGAGCCAGUUUGCACCACUUUUUAUAAUGCUUUUUACUCGUUAAACGUCCCGGAUUUUGUUUCUGAGACUUUAAAUCUUGUUAAUUUUGGAUUGUUAGUUAAGUUUAUACCCGGUACAUUAUAGCUUAGUUAAAUUAUUGCGCAUUUUAUGAACGCUACUGCAGUUAGGUAUUAUGCACUUUGUCAUUUGCAUCGUAGACACUUAAAUUGUUGUUGUUUAUCUUACUUAAAUAUUUUAUGCUAUUGGUAACCGAUAUUAUAGUUAUGUACUUCUUUACAUUUAUGACUGGACAUUAUGCGUUAUAUACAUCGUCUGCCUAGCCAUUUCCCAAGUAUAUUUUGGUCGCUUUCCAUUCAAAAAUGCAACCGAGUGACUACCUGCCAAAUCUUCUCAAGGUUACGUUUUGAUUUACACAACAUUUACUUCUGAAUAAACAAUAUAGCCCAACUCAUCAGGGUAUAUUAUUCGUAACUUCCACAUGAAGUCCUCAUGAGGAAAACGGAACAAGAGCUCAUCAGAGCUCGUCGAAUCGCUCUCCGCAAUCAGAUCUUAUACAUUCUUGUAAACAUGUUUUCCGCAUCGUUGAAGACUUGUGAAAAUCAGAAUAGAUUUAUGGAAUACAUUUUGUUAUCAACUAACUUAUACAUAGUACUGGUUUAUUUGUCGAAAUUCAAAUUACAACGAAAUAAUUAUGAUUGAACUUUCUUCACCCUACAAGCUUCAAUUAUGCCAAAUCUUACGUGUCUAUGUAGGCAAAAUGUUUUCUCCCUGCGUAUUACCAUAUUAUAGAAGACCAUCUUGCGCUCGCGGUACUAUCCCCGUCCCGAGGGAACUACUUCCCACAUAUCGAUAAAAUUGUUAUAGUAACUCUAAAAUAAAGCCAGUAGUUUUUGCAUGAAACAGUUACAAAACAUACAUACAUGCAAACGUCUUUACAGACUUUUGCCUUUAUAUUUUUAGCAGGAUAUCGCAGUGCCAUCGUCUGUACAAACCAAUUUUCCAAUGUGUAAGUUAUCUUAUGAACAUGGCUGAAUGGAAGCCAGUGUUCAUAUUUGGGUAUUGCACAGCAGACGGCGACUGCAUUUCGUAAAAAUUUACAUGAAAUCGUAUUCUGAUAUUGCUGUCCAAUUUUGCACGCACAAUGUGUUCCUCGAAUUUAUCUUGGAAAUAAAAAUGUUUUAGUAAAUGUGUUGUGUUUGUCGAAAAUGUGUAAUUUAAGAGUAGCAGUUGCACCCAAUGGCCUUGUCCUUGUUAUAACUCAGGGCUAAGGAUUAUUGGUGUGUGUGUGGGUAGGCUGUACCCAAACUGCGCUGGAAUCACUCCAAGCCAAUAAAAUGGCGGCCGGACUCGAUUGUCUACUCCAUAUAGGAUUGCACACUUUUAAUAUGUAUUCUGUAUGCGUCGCUGUUCGUUGUUUGGAAGUUUAUGUGAGAUACCAGACACUGGAAACUGUUAUUUAUUAAAAUUGGUAUUU
Helicoverpa armigera (cotton bollworm) is the source of this 2927-nucleotide messenger RNA. RefSeq lists its product as uncharacterized. Lineage: Eukaryota; Metazoa; Arthropoda; Insecta; Lepidoptera; Noctuidae. The transcript is spliced from 2 exons. The coding region runs from base 57 to 980 and encodes 307 amino acids. The record is from RefSeq and is a predicted model, not a curated record.